Messenger RNA from Pyricularia oryzae 70-15, 162 nucleotides. RefSeq lists its product as uncharacterized. Bases 1 to 162 code for a protein of 53 amino acids. The transcript is spliced from 2 exons. Lineage: Eukaryota; Fungi; Ascomycota; Sordariomycetes; Magnaporthales; Pyriculariaceae. The record is from RefSeq and is a predicted model, not a curated record.
AUGAAAUGUCCUGGGCUCUGGUGGUCAAGUGACGCAAACCAUACGCCUCAAAACCAGAAGAAAAAAAAGUUGAAGAAGCAAAAGGAGUUCGACACUCGAGCUGCGAGAGAGCAGGGCAGCUGUAGGGAAAUAACGAGCACGUGCUCCAGGAUCGAGCUGUAG